AUGUCAAAGGGAGACGUUCGCACAAAAAAAUCGGAAUAUUUUGUCAAACUUAAGGCUUUAUUGGAAGAAUACCCUUCCAUAUUCAUUGUGAAUGUUGAUAAUGUUGGGUCCAACCAAAUGCAUCAAAUUCGUCACAUCCUUCGUGGGAAAGCUGUUGUAUUGAUGGGAAAGAAUACAAUGGUUAGAAGAGCUCUUAAGGGUCUUAUACCUGAUAAUCCUCAAUACGAAAGACUUUUACCACAUGUAAAAGGAAAUAUUGGGUUCGUCUUCACCAAUGGAGAUUUAAAAGAAACCCGUGAUGUGAUCUUAUCUAACAGAGUUAAAGCUCCUGCUAAGGCUGGUGCUAUUGCCCCUAUUGAUGUAUUUGUGCCGGCGGGUAAUACUGGUAUGGAACCGGGAAAGACCUCUUUCUUCCAGGCUCUUGGUGUUCCAACCAAAAUUGCUCGUGGUACAAUUGAAAUCAUUAAUAAUGUACAUUUGGUUAAAGUUGGAACAAAAGUUGGGGCUUCCGAAGCUACGUUGCUUAACAUGUUAAACAUCUCCCCGUUUACUUAUGGGAUGACUGUUACUCAAAUUUAUGAUAAUGGCAACACCUUUUCUCCUGGUGUCCUUGAUAUUGAAGAAUCAACUUUACUUGGUCAUUUAAUGGAAGGAAUUAGAAGGAUUGCCGCUCUUUCUUUGCAAAUUAAUUAUCCCACUUUGGCUUCGGUUCCUCAUUCUCUUAUCAAUGGAUUCAAGAACCUUUUAGCCAUUUCUGUUAGUACUGAUUAUACUUUCCCCGCUUCUGAAAAGAUUAAAGCGUAUCUUGAAGAUCCAAGUGCUUUUGCAGUUGCUGCACCAGUUGCCGCUGUCGCUGAAACUAGUCAAGCCGCACCGGCUAAAGAAGAAGAACCUGAAGAGGAAUCUGACGAUGAUAUGGGAUUGGAUCUUUUCGGUUAA
Molecule: messenger RNA, 939 nt
Organism: Funneliformis caledonium
Lineage: Eukaryota; Fungi; Glomeromycota; Glomeromycetes; Glomerales; Glomeraceae
Source: the annotation of a GenBank genome assembly